AUGGACGCUUAUUCGGCGGGAGCCCCACAGCUGACGCCGAGCGCCAGCCCGGAGACGGCGAACUCCUCCUCAAGCCCGAUGCUAUCGGCGACUACUGAUUCCCGCGCGGCCCAGCAGCCCGCCGCCGCUCCUUCGCGCUUCAAGCAUCUCAAGUGCGACGGCAACACGCCUUGCUCGCGCUGCACCAGCUCCAACACUGAGUGUCACUAUGUGCCGUCUCGCCGGGGCUACAAGGGCCCGAGGAGAGGCACGGCUCAUAAUCCGAACAAGCGCCAUGCAUCCUCGUCGCCCGACGAGACGGGCCCCGGGAACUGUCCCAUGAUGCUGGGACACGGGGGUGUGGCUCUCGCCACGCCCGCGCUCGCCGGCUUCAACCCAGGCAUUGUGAUCCCGGACCAGUCGCCCAUUUCUUAUACGGUCCCAUCUCCCCUGACCAACGUCCCACUCUAUCGAAACCCGUUCGCCCCCGCCAUGGAUCCCAACGCACUCGCUCUGACCACCACUACCACGGCGCCUGCUCCGCCGGUCCAGCCGCCCGUGCCCACACUGGCUGAGCGCUGCUUUGAUGCCUUCUACCACUUCUUCCAUGCUGGCCAUCCGUUUGUGCUGCCAAGGGAGUACUUCCUGCGCAUGCUCAAGGAGGGCACGACGCCCAAUCUCAACGCCGUUGUCGCCGCCAUGCGAUACAUCGGGUCGCUGUACGUCGACGCUGGUCCCGCCAAGGCAACCUACCUUGACGAUGCCAUUCGCCAGUGCUACCAGCCCGGCACUCCAAAGGACGGCUUCCUGAUCCAGGCUCUGCUGCUCGUCAUCAUUGGUCUGGAUGGGUCGUGCAACCAGGCCAAGGCCCGGGAGCUGCUUGCCGACUGUGAGCGCUAUGCCAUCGAGAUUGACCUUAACAAGCGCGAGUUUGCUACCCUGCACGGCCGCGGCAACCCCGUGCUCGAGGAGAGCUGGCGGCGGACCUGGUGGGAUCUCUACGUCUGCGACGGAAUGAUUGCAGGGGUCCACAGGGUUACCUGCUUCGCCCUGUUCGACAUCCAGGCCGAUGUUGGUUUGCCAUGCGAGGAGAAGGACUUCCUCUCCGGGCGCAUCCCCCGAACACUCUACAUGGAGGAUUUUGACGACGAGACCUUCGCGGACGAGGAACGCGAGUUUUCGUCCUUCACCUACCGCAUCGCUGCGAUUCGGAACCUCGGCCGGAUGAUGCGCAUGCCGCCCGUCACGUUCCCCGAUGACCCGGUCAUCGACCGCAUGCAGUCGCUGCUGACCAACUGGCGGAUCCACCUGCCCGACAGCAAGCGCGACGACCUCAACAAGAACUGCCAGCUCGACGAGAUGAUGUUUCAAGCGCAUUUCAUAACGACAGCCUGCACAAUCAUGCUCCACCAACCCGUCUCCCAACUCGACACCUCUCCAGCACAAGCCGUCAACUCGUGCGCCCCGCACCGACCCAACCCCGCGGGCAACAUGUUCAACGCGCACACGCGGCACACCCUGACGGCGGCGUCGGAGAUCUCCAAGAUGAUCACGCAGCCAACCGAAAUCACGCGGCACACGCAUUUCUUUACGUGCGUCAUCACGUUAUCGUCCAUCGUCCACCUGAGCCGGUGGGCCCUGUACUUUGUCGACGACGAGGAUCACCUGCGCCAGCAGAUCCGUCUCAACAUUGGCGCGCUCAACAAGCUGAGCAAGAUUUGGAAGGCGGCGGAUACCGCGUGGGGACAGGUCAAAGGCGUGGCGCAGGAGAUUUACCGCGAGAAGAAGGCGCAGCAGAUCAGUCCUGCGUUCUGGGUCGGGUUUACGCAGGAGCAGAUGAUGAAUAGUAUUAGGGCGGAUGAGGGGAUUAUGGGCGACGAUGGACAUCGGAAUCAUACGUGGCAUGGAGAAGAUAGCGAGACCCAGCCAGAGUUCUCAGGUAUCGAUAUGGGUCGGAGAUGCUGCCUGCAAUGCAUCCUAGGGGAGGAUCGGGUCGUGGGCCCCGAUUUGGGUUCCGACGAGAGAACGAGCGAGAUCCUCGCCGUACUAGGCCCCUCGGGAUCAGGCAAGACGACGCUGCUCAAUGUGCUUGCCUCCCGCCCAACAGCCGGCACAACCAAUACAACAACAGCAACAACAACAACAACAACAACAACAACAACAACAACAACAAUUACAACGGCGACCCCGGACAGCGGCACCCUCCUCCUCAACGGCCGCCCGGCCUCGCAGUCGGCUUUGAGGGAAGUGACCCGCUUCGUGGAGCAGGACGACUCGCUGGUCGGCGCUCUGACGGUGCGCGAGACGCUAUAUUUCGCCUCGCGCCUUUCCUCAUCGUCACCAUCAACAACAGCGAAAGGAAAAGAAACAUGGCAGGACCGGGUGGCGCGCAUCGAGGGGUUAUUGGAUGCGUUUGGGCUGCGGGAGCAGCGCGAUGUGCUGGUCGGCACGCCGCUCAGGAAGGGGAUUAGUGGUGGGCAGAAGAGGCGGCUGGGCGUGGCGAGCCAGCUGAUUACGGCGCCGAAGGUUCUGGUGUUGGAUGAGCCGACGAGUGGGCUUGAUUCGGUGGCUGGGUGGGAGGUGUUGAUCAUUAUUGCGUCGAUCCAUCAGCCGAGCACGUCGACGUUCAACCUGUUCGACAAGGUGAUGCUCAUGUCUCGCGGCAGGGCGCAUUACUUUGGGCCCGUGGCUGGCGUGGCGCCUCAUUAUGAGUCACUCGGGUACCCGAUGCCGGUGCAUGUCAACCCGGCCGAGUUUCUGCUCGAAUUGGUCAACACGGACUUUGCGCCGGACCGGGACUCCGCGAUGCAGCGGCUAGGUGAGAUGCAGCGUGCUUGGGAAGGGUCGGGGAUGGCCAGGGACCUCACCGCUGCUGUUGCUGCUGCCGAGGAACACGGCUCAGGGGUUGAGCUCGAGAUGAUCGAGCGGAAACCGAGCCUGCCGAGCCUGGUGCUAACGCUGCUGCACCGCAGCUUUGUCAAGAGCUACCGUGAUGUUGCGGUUUAUGGCAUCAGGUUAGCCAUGUACAUUGGUGAACUGGAUGCCUCGCAGGAGGCCAUUAUCCCGUUCAUCAACGCCAUCUUUUUCGGUUCUGCGUUUAUGUCCUUCAUGGCCUGUGCCUAUUCGCCAGCCUUCAUCGAGGACUACAUGCUCUACAUCAAGGAGAAGCGCAACGGUCUCUACGGCGCCACUGCCAUGAUUCUUUCCAACUUUCUCGUUGGCAUGCCUUACCUGUUCAUAUUCGCCUUCGUUUUCUCAGCCAUCUCGUAUUGGCUGUCUAACAUGCAGCCCACUGUACAGGCUUUCUUCACCUCGGUUCUCUGGAUCUUCCUCGACUUGCUCGCGGCGGAGAGCAUGGUGGUGCUCCUGACGUCGAUAUUCCCGUCGUUUGUCAUCUCGCUGGCCCUGAUCGCCUUCGCUAACGGGCUCUGGAUGAGUGUCAACGGCUUCAUGGUGCCGCCUACGAUACUCAAUGUCUUCUACAAAUACGUUUUCAGCUAUUGGGAUUUCCAGAGAUAUGUGUUUGAGAACAUGAUGGUGAAUGAGUUCAAUGAAAGGGUUUAUAGCUGUGCGGAAACAGAGAUGGGCUGUCACUGCAUGUGGCAGACAGACCUCGCAGCCCAAUGCCUCAUUCGUGGCCAAGGAGUCCUUGACCAGUACAAUUACAAGCCUGGGUAUAUGGGGAAAGAUAUAGGCAUUAUGAUUGGCAUCAUUCUUGGCUAUCGUCUUGCCGGAUGGAUGGUGCUGAAGCUGAAGGACACGGCCGCAAUCCACAUCCUCUCGGGCCUGCUCAGCGACGGCACCACCACCACCAACCUCUCUUCCCCUGGAAAAGCCCGCCGCCUCCCAAAACCCAAGCCCGUACGCAUCCCCCCUCCAUCCCAAAUCGCCCUCCUGGCAACCCUCAUCAUCCACCCCUCCUUCACCUCCUGGCCCCGCGAACAAAGCAACCUCCACGCAGCCUCAUACGCGCUGUCCUACCUGCGCAGCCUGCUCAGCACAGCAGGCCCCAUCAACGCCAACUUCCGCGCCGCAUUCGAUUUUUCCCGCACCACCACCACCAACGUGACCCGGCACAACAACAGCACCAACACCAGCGAGUACGGCUCCGGCUCCGCCUCCCCCACCUCGUCGAGUACGACAGACGAAUCCGACACGGUCCUCUCGUCCCGCUUCGCGCGCUCCGAGCUCCUCUUCCGCCGCGCCUCGUCCUUUUGGGCCGUGCUCGGCUGGGCCUUUCGCUGCGCGGCCGAGUUUCCGUCGCACCGGUGGCGGCACUGGCGGGUGUGGUUGGACUUUGCCGUGUCGGUGCUCGAGGCCGACUGGGACCAGCGGCUCGCGCGGGAUAGUGCAAAUGGGAGGAGCGGGCAGGGUAAGACCGGGCGGCCGUUUCCCAUGCUCGAGAGAAGUUUGCUGGUUGGGUAUCUUGAGGGGUUGAGGAGGGAUAGGAGGAAUGUGGUGAAGGAGGUGUUGCGGGCGGUGUUUGCUUUUUGUGAUGGUGGGGAGAACGUGGCGGGCGAUAGGGCGGCGUUUGGGGAGGUGUUUGAGCGGGAGACGGUUGUGAGGAAGGGGAAGAAGAGCAAGAGGAAGAGGGGGGAGCGGGAUGAGCAAGCGGUGGUGGAUUUGGAGAAUGAUCGGUUUGGGGAUUACUUGAAUGGGGAUGAGUUUGAGUCGGAUGAGGAGGAGGAGGGGGAGGACCAACGCUUGCCGCCGUCGACCGCAGCACCAACGAGGCACCGACGACCUGGGAAAAGAUCGAGACCUGAGAAACCAGCCGCCUUCACGCUGACUGACGCCAUCGCCGAGACGGUCCCCUUCCGCUUGCGCAUCUUCCGCCUCCUCUCGGCCGCCUCUUACUACCUCAGCGACGCCCUCGCGCCAGUCCACGAGCUCUACGGGAGUUUCAUCGACCACGUCCGGGGCCUGCCACUCCCGCUAUUCCGCCUCUUCAUCCAGUCCCACCAUCCCUCCCCCUCCAUAUUACCAGAAGACGUGCGCGUCUCCUUUUUGCGCACGGCCAUCGAAGAGCUCCUGCCGCGAAACAUACCCGACCCGGCCGGGGUCGACCCGGAUAACCCGGGUUUCACGACGCUGCGCGUCAUGGAGGAGUGUUUCUUGCCCUUUGCCGCCAGCCGGGUCACGGCCGAGGACAACGCCAAGCUCUCGCUUGCGCUCGAGAGCAUGCUUGCGUUUAUCUACUCGCGCGUCGAGGUGCGCUACUCGGGGAAAUUGCGACGCGCCGUCGAGGCCGGGAUUAGGGCGCGCGAGGACAAGAUCAGGAAGAGAGGUGGUGGUGGUGGGGGCGGUGGGGGGAAGGGUGAUGCGGCGGAGAAGGCGGCUCAGGAGGCGCUGGCUAGGUCGGCGAGGAAUUUGAGGGUGUUGGUUGAUGCUAUUGAGGCUGCUGGGAGCUAG
This is a messenger RNA of Parathielavia appendiculata, 5391 nucleotides long. RefSeq lists its product as uncharacterized. Gene Ontology annotation, biological process: DNA-templated transcription; regulation of DNA-templated transcription. The record is from RefSeq and is a predicted model, not a curated record. The coding region runs from base 1 to 5391 and encodes 1796 amino acids. Lineage: Eukaryota; Fungi; Ascomycota; Sordariomycetes; Sordariales; Chaetomiaceae. The transcript is spliced from 12 exons. Gene Ontology annotation, molecular function: DNA-binding transcription factor activity, RNA polymerase II-specific; zinc ion binding; ATP binding. Gene Ontology annotation, cellular component: membrane.